CUUAUCGAGUUUGUGUUGUGAAGUGCACAUUGAUAACUAACAUGCAGAUGCUGAUACUGUUGGCGUUUGUGGGCACUUCGUUAGCCGCCCCAAUCGACUACUUCCAUGGUGGGGUGUCAUAUGCAUCACCGUAUGCAGUGCACGCUCCUCUGACGGUCCACGCUGCUCCUGUGGCUGUCCACGCGGCUCCCCUGGUAGCACACACCCCAGUCGCGGUUCAUACGGAAACUGUAAGCUAUCCAAAGUACGCGUUCAACUACGGUGUCAAGGACCUUCACACCGGCGACAUCAAGUCUCAGCAGGAGCAAAGGGACGGUGAUGUCGUCAAAGGCAGUUAUUCACUAGUGGAACCGGACGGCACGACCCGCACAGUGCACUAUACAGCCGAUGACCACACCGGAUUCAACGCUGUUGUACAGAAAUCGGGACAUGCUGCACAUCCGGUCGUCGCUCAUGUAGCACCUGUAGCCCAUGUCGCAGCUGCUCCGGCAUACACAAUCCCACACUACGGCUUCCACUAAACAACUUGAAUACUACAAAUCUGCUUACCAUCGAAUAUUCUUAGGGCUGGAAUCUAUCAAUGUAUCAACUAGUUCGAACUUUGGUCAUUAACCACAUGUUUGUACAAGUCAGAAUAAAUACAGGCUAGUUCUAGUCUUUAACUCUAGCAAUAACUGUUAGUUGUAAAACUUAAAGUAAAAGACUACGGUCUAAAUUAAAUAGGAACAUAUUAUAUUACGUAGAACAUAUAUAGACGUUUAUUAAGCAUCUUAAAAGUACAAGUUUCUUAUAUUUUUCUGUUACAUAUUGUAUUCAGAUUGCGAAAUGUAUUUUUUUUUUAUUUGCAGGGAUUAUGAUCUCAGCGUUUGUAUCAUUGAAUUGGUUUAAAAUAUUAUGUUAUAUUUGUAAGCGAAAUAAAUAAACUAUAUUUAAUAUAUGAAGUUUAAUGAGAAA
Messenger RNA from Bombyx mori (domestic silkworm), 954 nucleotides. It is a transcript of the gene CPR129, whose product is annotated as cuticular protein RR-2 motif 129. Bases 42 to 521 code for a protein of 159 amino acids. The record is from RefSeq and is a predicted model, not a curated record. The transcript is spliced from 5 exons. Gene Ontology annotation, cellular component: extracellular matrix. NCBI's taxonomy places the organism in Eukaryota, Metazoa, Arthropoda, Insecta, Lepidoptera, Bombycidae.